Messenger RNA from Aspergillus brunneoviolaceus CBS 621.78, 1665 nucleotides. Its product is annotated as putative acid phosphatase. Bases 139 to 1665 code for a protein of 508 amino acids. Gene Ontology annotation, molecular function: phosphatase activity. The record is from RefSeq and is a predicted model, not a curated record. Gene Ontology annotation, biological process: dephosphorylation. NCBI's taxonomy places the organism in Eukaryota, Fungi, Ascomycota, Eurotiomycetes, Eurotiales, Aspergillaceae. The transcript is spliced from 6 exons.
CUCGCCGAGGCUGGACGAUCCACUGCAUCUGCAGCUGCUUUCAUUCCCUUUAUUCUCCCUCGCAUUGCUCAUCAUUCCCAUUGAGUUUGCGAGUUUGCGAGCUGAGUCGGGCACAUCAGUGCUGUCUAGUAACUCGUCAUGACUACCCUGAAACCUCGCGAGCCUUACUCCCAGGAGGAGUUGGAGCGCCUCUACCCCAGCGACUUGAAGCUUCAACUGGUCCAAGUAUUCCUUCGUCAUGGUGAACGAACACCCGUGUCUUCGCGAUUCCAAAACGCAGGACUCGCCCCAUAUUGGUCGUACUGCACCGUCGCGCGCCAGAUGCUCCAGAUGGCCGCGAGCAAUAAGGACCUCACAACCUGGAACGGAUUCCAAUGGCGUCGGAAACACGAGUCCUUCGGCAGCAAGGAUGAAACCGUCGCUGCAGUCGGCGCAUCGGGUGAGGUGGACGGUAUCUGUCUACACGGCGAAUUGACCGACAAAGGACGCGAGACAACCUAUGCACUGGGCCAGCGCCUCCGCCAUCUCUACGUCGACCAGCUCGGCUUCUUGCCCAAGAUCAAAUCUGACACUGAGGACAUGUACCUCCGUGCGACACCCAUUCCCCGUGCGCUCGAGUCCCUUCAACAAGCCUUCUGGGGCCUAUAUCCCCCCAAUGCCCGCACCCAGGACUUUCCGCCCCCUGUGAUCGUAGGACGAUCCGUAUCGGAAGAGACACUGUUCCCCAACGAGGGCAACUGCCGUCGCUUUAGACAACUCUCCCGACUAUUCGCGGAUAGGGCCGCACUCCGAUGGAACGAAACCGACGAAAUGGAGUACCUGAACAAGCUCUGGUCCAAAUGGAUGCCCGACACCUCCCCCCGCGUGGCCGUGGACUCCCACCCGCGCCUCUCCGGCAUCAUGGACACCGUCAAUGCCACUGACGCCCACGGGCCCGCCACCCGCCUCCCCAAGGAAUUCUACGACACCAAAGCCCGCGAGUACAUGGACCGCAUCGCCGUGGACGAGUGGUACUCCGGCUACACCGACAGCGUGGAGUACCGCAAGCUGGGCAUUGGCGCGCUGAUGGGAGACGUCGUCGACCGCAUGGUCAGCACGGCCGUCGCCCCUGGGGGUUGGCGCAGCGAGGCCGCCACCAACCACCGCCAAAGCCAAGCCAUCAAGUUCGCCAUGAGCGGCUGCCAUGACACCACCCUGGCCGCUAUCCUGAGCAGUGUCGGCGCCUUCGGAAACAGCAAAUGGCCCCCCUUCACUUCCUCCGUGGCCAUCGAACUCUUCUCCAAAGCCUCCGACAACGACACCACCACCACCAACGCCAGUGAGAGCGGAACCUCCUCCCUCCUCUCCCUCCUCCCCUCCUCCUCCACAAAGUCCCAAAUGGAAACCGACCGCGUCCCCCUCGCCGCCCUCCCCGACUCCGCCCGCCAAUCCCUCCGCACCCACUACGUCCGCAUCCGCUACAACGACCGCAUCGUCCGCGUCCCCGGCUGCGCCGCCAAGCCCGAGAACCACCUCCCCGGCGACGAGACCUUCUGCACGCUGGAUGCCUUCAAGGAGAUCGUUGACAAAUUCACGCCGCAGAACUGGGGCGAGGAGUGCAUGCAGAACCUCGGGGAGGGGCUGUUCGGCAAGGAUGACCGCGAGAAGGUUCCCGCUGGGGUUUGA